Molecule: messenger RNA, 2198 nt
Organism: Branchiostoma belcheri (Belcher's lancelet)
Lineage: Eukaryota; Metazoa; Chordata; Leptocardii; Amphioxiformes; Branchiostomatidae
Exons: 3
Coding region: 1175-1858 (227 amino acids)
Source: RefSeq, a predicted model, not a curated record
ACUGUUAUCAAGUGUUAUAUCAACAAGCCUGAGCUUGUAAGCGAUCUUAUACCCCAGCGUCGGACGACCCCAACGGACCUACACAGAGUACUAGUAACUUGCAGGGGGCGUCGGGGUGCAGGUCGGAGAUAUAAACAACGUCGUGUCAGAUAUAGAUCGCAACGCAUGGAGGGACAAGGUCAACUUAGUCCGGGCAACCCUUCCGAUAUGUUGAAGACCGUCAAUUCUUACACGGUGUUACUUAAUUUGGCCGCGACAGUGUUUGUGACGAUUUCCGGGACCCGCUAAUAAUGCAACGCAGGUGUUUCUUCAAGGCGUCAACGAGCUGAGAGAGAGAUUUACCACUCUUGGGUGAGUCAUCAACACGCAAACAUAUCGGCGACACAAAUCUUUCCAAGAAUGAUAUCAUACCUGCGGUAUCCAGUUACGCCGUGGUACACAGUUCCCUAGCUCUUCAACGUAUUCUCAGUUGCCGAUAAAAACGUGAAAUCGACCUGCGAUUAAGUGAAGGAGGAAAAAAAAACAGACGCUACACGACUCACUGAGCAGCAAAACUGUCCCCGCGUCGAACACAGCAAGCAUUCAUCAGAGGCAAUGGACCUGUCAACUCAAGCCAAAGCAACAUCGACGGGUAGGCCCAUAUUUGGCACUUUGGCAACAAGACCGCAUCUGUAAUGAGCCCUUUCACCCAGGUGUGUCAGCACGCCUUUGCGUUGUAUCCAGGCCGACUGUUGUAAACCAAUCAACCAACCGUAAAGGUCAACACCCUGCGUCUAUUCAAGGUACGCUACCUGGAUUUUUCAGGUAAACAAGACCUGCAUACAAGGACUGUCACCACGGCACUGUUGACUUUGCGUUACUGAGUUCUUGCGGCUUUAUGAGCCUUGCCCAGAAAAAUGUCCUGAACAAAGACGUAGAAACACGUCACGAACGUUGCCAUGUCAACAGAUUGGAUCUUUAUAGGCAGAAUAGCUUUGCGUUGAUCUGCGGAACUGUAACUGGAGAUAACAACAUUACACUGGGACAUUGCUGGAGGCUAGACGGAGACACCUUGUUUUUUUGUGUGCACAGGUAGGGGAGGGUGGCGGAGUCUUUCAAAUUCACCGUUGGAUCCGAGAACUCCGACCUCGCAUUCGACAAGGGUAUCUAAAUAAGCAGUCAAACAAUCACAACGAUGGACAAGCGACAACCGCUACGUGAACGCACUGAGUCUGACUGUAGCACGAACGAAGAUGGCAACUCUACAACAACAGAGCAAGGCCCCGUCACAAAAUUCUUCAAACGGCUCUUCUUCCCAUACCUACCGUACCGUUACACCAACGACACAAGCCUGGGCUCCGGACUUGUGGCUCUCUCUGCGAACAUAGAGUUUGCCAUACUCCUGGUGCUUGUUGCCGACUUUUUAGCGAAACUGUGUGUAAGAGUGUACGUGGGGACUGGGGACUGGUAUGAGGCCCUGCACUGGCCCACGUCCCUGCUACUGGUCAUUCCCAUGCUGGUGACAUUCAAAAUAUCCAGCACUAUAUUGAGGAUCUGUGAGCUAGCCUUCGACAAUAAGCAGUUAGAAACAGAAUCCGCUCAAGGUUGGCGAGAGCAAGCUAAGGCUGUCACUGAAGAAGCCGAGCGGCUGUGCAGGAACAUAAGAUCAAUCAAACAAGUAGCCCUCACCUCCCAGGUGGUGGUGAUGGCGAUGUCGCUGCGGAUGGAGUGGGACGACAUCUUUGUGGAGGAGGAGCUAACCGUGGAGCGAGGACUGUUCGUGCUCGGAGUUACCGACUUCGUGCUGAAGUUCGUGAUGUACUGCAAGUAUUGGGCCGUGUUUGACUUCACGCGGCUGUACCGCCGCUUUAAUAUUUGAUACUUCAAUGCAAAGUAUUAAGAAAUCCAAUCUAUGCUAUCUGAAAUGUCUUUCAUAGUAUCCAUUUUUUUUCAUUGAACAGCAGUGUUUGCAUGCAAAAUACUUGUAGGAAUGAACACCAUAUAUUGUGAUGUACUGCAAGUACUGGGCUGUGUUUGAUUUCAAGCGUCUGUACCGCCGCUUUAAUAUUUGAAACUUUCAUCAUCAUCAGGUCGGGCGAGUUGCCCGGACCAAGUCCAGGCUCUUUCUCUCCAUGCCGCUCUGUCCGCCAUUAACUGCCCCAGGUGUUCGGCCCUCACCCCAGCAUCUUCAGCAAGUUGGUCAAUGAAGGUACGAUGGG